UAUUGAUUAAUUUUAAGACACAACAUUCCGGCAUACGAUCUAUUUGGGCGAUGCGUUGAUUAAAUUUUUGGGUGUAAAGGAAAAUUAAAGUAUUGCCAUUGAAUGGCAGCUGCAUGACAAUUACCAAAAAAACAAAAAACUUACUUUCGUAGCCAUGGACUCGGAUUCGGAGCAGGGUUCGAGCUGAAAUUGAAAACUUGGACAGAAAAAUUUGUGGGACGUGCCACGAAUUUGGAUCAAGAAGACGGCAGACGCUGCCAAGCGUCGGUAGCUGCUGAUGUGCAACGAGUAGCGGGUGGUGCGGUGGUUCGGCUACGCAAUUGGUACGCCACAGUACCAUCCAUUCAGCUAGCCGGCCACGGCAAAUGCAAAUUUCGCAAAUUGUAUAAAAGUCGUCGAGUUUUUGGUAAUGGCAUGUCAGUUCAUUUUCGUUAACCGACGGUGACAAUCAAUCCUAACCCCCAAGCCGCACAAUGAAUCCUUUGACGGUUGUUGCAGUCCUUUCCACUCUGGCGCUCUCCGCUCAGGCGGACUUUGCUGCCCCACUGGCUGCUAGCCCAUACUUUGCAUCGCCAGCUCUGCGUUAUGCUGCUCCCGCUGCUUACUCUGCACCGCUAGGCUUUGCUGCGCCAGCUGCCUAUUCGGCACCUCUUGGUCUAGCUCCUGCUGCCUACGGAGCUCCUCUGGCCUACUCCUCUCCUCUGGUUGCCAAGACCUUUGCCGCUGCUCCAGUUGCUGCCCCUCUGGCUGCUGCACCAUUGGCUGCCCGUUACGCUGCUCCAGUGGCUGCCCCUCUGGCUGCUCGUUUCGCUGCUCCUCUGGCUGCUCCAGUGGCUGCUCCUCUGGCUGCUCCAGUUGCUGCUCCUCUUGCCGCUCCAGUCGCUGCUCCCGUUGCCGCUCCCGUUGCCGCCCCUCUGGCUGCUCCCGUUGCUGCGCCCGUUGCCACAGAGAUCGUCGAUGCCCACCCACAGUACAAAUUCGCCUAUGAUGUCCAGGAUACGAUUACCGGCGACUCCAAGACUCAGGAGGAGUCUCGUGAUGGUGAUGUCGUUCGUGGCUCCUACUCUCUGAUUGAGGCUGAUGGCUCGCGUCGCAUUGUCACCUACUAUGCCGAUUCCAUCAAUGGAUUCAAUGCCGUCGUCCAGAAGGAUGUGCCCGUGGUGGCACCCGUUGCCCCCGUUGCUCCAGUUGUUGCCAAGCUGAAGACUUUCGCGGCGCCAGCACCUGUUGUCGCGGCACCUGCUCCCUUGUUCGCCAAGACCCUGGCCGGACCCAUCGUAGUCUAAAGGAAGCGAAGGACUUUAGAGGCGUGUCGUCUUGCUUGCGCCUUUGUGUAAAUGGAGUGUAUAACAGUUUGACAAAGGAUUUUCAUUUGUACAUAUUCGAUUAAUCAUUGUCGUGCUAAACGAAUAACUUUCAUCGCAAAACCCAAAUUUAAA
Molecule: messenger RNA, 1439 nt
Organism: Drosophila arizonae
Lineage: Eukaryota; Metazoa; Arthropoda; Insecta; Diptera; Drosophilidae
Gene: Cpr64Ad
Product: Cuticular protein 64Ad
Cellular component (GO): extracellular matrix
Source: RefSeq, a predicted model, not a curated record